CUCGCCGAACUCUCUUGCUCUUCUCAACUCUUCCCCACUCUGCCUCGGGAAGAAGCCUUGAAGCCCUUUUUAUAGUGAGCUCUCAAACAUCGCGUGCGAGAUUUAUGGGCUUAUAGUAGAGAUCAGCCCAUUUCAGCCUAAUAAUUCAAUGGGCUGAUCCAGGCUCAGCCCACUAUCUCUUGACUGAACAGUGAAUUCACGUAGCCCCCAAUCUCUCUGUUUACACAAGAGCGUCCAGUCUUCCUCCAAAGGCUGCUGUUGAGUCGAUCCCCGGGUUCAAGGUAUUCCGUUUCCGUUUACACGAAGCAUUCUGUCUGUGUUCACAAAAAAACAUUCAAUCGUCGUUCUCCAAAAGUUGCGUCUCCAUCGGCUUCUGAGUUCAAGUUGUACCUUCGCUCCAGUGCCUGCUGCUCACUACCACUGCUGCUCCCACACCAUCACUGACCUCCAGUCAAAGUUCCAUUCAAAUCAACAAAACAUAGUGACGAUCUCAGCUGGUUUCCUGGUCACCCAUCCUUACAACUCUCUCCACAAACAAUGAUGAGAGAGAACUGCGAGUGAAGCUGAACAGAAAAAAUGACCAAUAAUAAUAAUAAUAUUCCAGUGAAUGAAAUGCACUGGCCUCUGGUGGAUAAAGCUGACAAGAAGAAGCCCAAAAUUAGGGAUUUGCCCUAUUGUCAGGGGGACCGUUGAGAAACGACUUGUGGAGGAAGUCCAAAAGAAUGACACACUGAUAAUUGUUGGUGAAACUGGAAGCGGAAAAACAACACAGUUACCUCAGUUUCUACUCCAUGGUGGAUUUUGUCAUGAUGGAAAAAUCAUUGGGAUCACUCAACCCAGACGCGUUGCAGCUGUCACUGUUGCAAAACGGGUAGCUGAAGAGUGUGGUGUUGAGUUGGGUCAAAAGGUUGGAUAUUCCAUAAGAUUUGAGGAUGUUACUUCUAGUUCAACGAGGAUCAAGUAUAUGACAGAUGGAUUGCUACUAAGGGAAGCAUUACUGGAUCCAUUUCUCUCUAGGUAUUCAGUUAUCAUUGUUGAUGAAGCUCAUGAGAGAACCAUUCACACUGAUGUGUUGUUGGGCUUAUUGAAAAAUGUACAAAAUGCAAGGUCAAGAUCUAUCAAUAAAUGUCUUAAUAUUGAAAAUACGGAGGCAAACUAUGGCAAACUGUUGAAGAGAGAAAAUGAUGCUAACUGUGCCAGUAUUCUCAAGAGCUGCCAAGGUGUAAAAUUCCCUUCCUUGAAGUUGAUCAUAAUGUCUGCCAGCUUGGAUGCACGGGGUUUCUCUGAGUACUUUGGUGGUGCAAGAUCUGUAUACAUUCAAGGGCGACAGUUUCCUGUGGAUAUUUUUUAUACCCAUCAUGCUGAGCCAGAUUAUGUAGAUGCAGCCUUAAUUACUAUAUUUCAGAUUCAUUUGGAGGAGGGCCCUGGUGAUAUACUUGUAUUUUUGACUGGGCAAGAAGAGAUUGAAUCUGUUGAGAGACUUGUGCAAGAGCGACUUCGGCAAUUACCUGAAGGAAGUCAAAAGCUUCUAACUGUUCCCAUAUUCUCAUCUCUCCCCUCAGAACAGCAAAUGAAAGCUUUCAUGCCAGCUCCAGCUGGGUUCCGUAAGGUAAUAUUGGCAACAAAUAUUGCUGAGACAUCGGUUACAAUUCCUGGAAUCAAGUAUGUUAUAGAUCCUGGAGUGGUGAAAGCGCGCACUUACAAUGCACAUACGGGGAUUGAGUCAUUGGAUAUUGUUAAAACGUCAAAAGCACAGGCUCUUCAAAGGAGUGGACGUGCAGGGCGUGAAAGACCUGGGAAGUGCUUUCGGCUCUACCCAGAGAGUGAAUUUGGACAACUUGCAGAUUCUACAGAGCCAGAGAUCAAGCGUUGCAACCUCUCAAAUGUCAUUUUGCAGCUUAAGGCUUUAGGUGUGGAUGAUAUUAUUGGGUUCGACUUCUUGGAAAAACCAUCAAGGAUGGCUAUUGUCAAAUCAUUGGAGCAGUUGUUCUUGCUAGGUGCUAUAACAGAUGAUUCUAAGCUGUCAGAUCCUAUUGGGCAUCAAAUGGCUCGUCUGCCUUUAGACCCUGUUUAUUCCAAAGCUCUCAUCCUAGCUAGUCAGUUCAACUGUUUGGAAGAAAUGUUGAUAGCUGUGGCAAUGCUCUCAGUGGAAUCUAUUUUUUAUACCCCUCGUGAGAAGUUAGAAGAGGCGAGAACUGCGAUGAAAUGCUUUUCAAGUCCAGAGGGGGACCAUAUUACCUUGAUUAAUGUAUACCGGGCCUCUGAUGAGUUUGUAGAGAAGAUCAAGCAGGGAAAUGAUAAAGAAAAGACUGAAAAAAAAUUGAGAAAGUGGUGCAAAGAAAAUUUCAUCAAUAGUCGGUCUCUGAGGCAUGCUCGUGACAUUCACAGUCAAAUUCGACGACAUGCUGAACAAAUGGGUCUUUGUGUUGCUUCUUGUGGAGAUGACAUGCUUCAGUUUCGCAGAUGCCUUGCUGCUUCCUUCUUCCUCAAUGCCGCUUUGAAGCAACCUGAGGGCACAUACAGGGCAUUGGCAAGUGGUCAGUCGGUGCGGAUCCAUCCUUCUUCUGUGUUAUUCCGGACAAAGCCAGAGUGUAUAAUUUUCAAUGAACUAGUGCAAACUAAUCAUUGUUACAUUCGCAACAUAACUAGAAUCGAUUUCUUGUGGCUACCUGAACUUGCUCCUCAAUACUAUGCUGUGCAGAAUUAGAUUAUCUGGUGUCAUUGAAUGGGCAUGGAGAGGCUAGGGGAUUUCAAUCUUUCCUGCUUCUUGCUUUGUUGUGGCUAUUUAUGACGGGAUGCAUCCAGGUGGUGGAAUUUGACUGAAACCUGAUCCUGGUCUAUCCAUUAAUGAUGAAGGAGGAACAUUUUGGAGUAUUGGGAAGUCUCUAAAGGUUUGUCCAUGUGCUGGAAUUGGGCAAUGCAAGAGGGGAAUUUUGUGGAAUAUUGGAAAAUCUCUCAACAUUUGUCCAUAUGCUGCUGUAUGCUGGCCGCCAUUUCAGGGUGGGGGACUUGUUGACUUGUUUCAAUGGACUUGGCUACUCCAAAACAAUGAAAGGCACUAGUUCACUCUAGCCAUGGGAUAAUGCUUACUUGGUGGUGCAGGCCGCCUGGUGGCUGUAGCAAUCUUGAGGAUUGGUAUGGCUGUCCCUGAGUCAAUCAAUCGCAUGUGACGGUUGAUGGGUGAUGAGUGAAGAAGGCUGUAAACUUAUAAUUAUUUCUCAUAUAUUUUUUUUUUUCUAAAAUUAUGUAUUAGUUUUAUGCAUGCUGAAACUGCCUAUGAAUGCCAGAGAUGUUUAUUGCUUAUUUA
Molecule: messenger RNA, 3307 nt
Organism: Vitis riparia (riverbank grape)
Lineage: Eukaryota; Viridiplantae; Streptophyta; Magnoliopsida; Vitales; Vitaceae
Product: pre-mRNA-splicing factor ATP-dependent RNA helicase DEAH10
Exons: 14
Coding region: 608-2707 (699 amino acids)
Biological process (GO): positive regulation of transcription by RNA polymerase I
Cellular component (GO): nucleolus; intracellular anatomical structure
Molecular function (GO): RNA binding; ATP binding
Source: RefSeq, a predicted model, not a curated record